CGCUUUGUUGUCGCCAUCCUAGCUCGCGAGUUAAAUCUACCAUAUUAAAGCCAUUCUUUAGGGUAUGGAAGAUCUACUUCCUAUCACUGAAACUGAACAAGCUUUAUUCUGUGUUGAACUUAUGAAGCGGCUCAACAUGCAGAGGAAGUAAGGGCAGUUAUGCGACAUAACUUUGGUGACGAAAGAAGGCAAAGAGUUGAAUGCUCACAGAAAUGUGCUUUCCGCCGCAAGUCCGUUCUUUUGCAAGCUUCUUCAGAGCGAUAUGAAGGAGAAUAAAGAGGGAAUUGUUCGCUUUGAGGAGAUUUCGGGAUCCGUUGUGGAAGAUAUUCUUGAAUUUCUCUACACUGGAACUGUUGAAGUGACCGAGGAAAAUGCCGAAGAACUCGUCGCUGCAGCAAAUUAUCUACUACUACCGAGUUUGAAAGUUAUUUCCGGUCGAAUCAUAGAGCAGAAGAUGAACUACUCGAACUGCAUUUCAACUUUUUACCUAGCUGAGAAAUAUCAGUGCGACGAACUUUUAACCGGAAGCAAGAAUUUCAUCCAGGCAAAUUUUGCUUCUGUGGCAGUAAUGGAUGAGUUUUUGAGCUUGGAGUCUAAAGAAGUCGGAAGGUGGCUUUCAAGCGACGAAAUUACGGUGAAAGUAGAGGCUGAUGCGUUUGAAAUCAUGUUAAAGUGGAUUGAACACAACAGAAGCGAGCGGAAAGCAAAUUUGGAGGAAUUGUUUCGUCACGUUCGGCUGGACUUCUUAUCGCGUGACUACUUAAUUGAUGUCGUGACAAACGAACUUGUACAAGAAAACCCCAUUUGUUUAAAGAUGGGAUUAGAUGCGUUGAAGAAGACCACAUUUUCAAUUGAAGGAGAAAAACAACAAUCGCCGAGAAAAGGGGUCGAAACAAGCGCCAUUGUAACCAUUGGAGGAAAUUACACUCUUUGUUUUCUUCCUGAGAAGGACCAGUGGAAACGUUUAGCCGACAGACGGUCGUUUGGCAUUAACGAUAUUUAUUACAUUAUAAAAUUCCGAGAGCAGCUGUAUGCAUUUCGGAGUAACUAUGACAAUGCAGAGGGUUUUAAUCCAUUUUUAAACGCUUGGUCCACGUUAGACAUUUCUGCAAAUUACUCCCCGGUUGUUGCCGUUAAAGGGGAAAUCUACGCCGUCGAGGUUCAAACUUCUCCGGAACAAACCACAGUGAAAAAAUACAAUGUCGAAUCGUGUAUUUGGGAGACACUUCUCUCGUCUCUUGAAGGCUGUAGAGGGGAAGCUUGUCUUGUUGCAGCCGGCAGCCAUCUCUACGUGCUUGGUGGGAGACCUCCCUCGUCGUCACAAAACGUCGCGAAAGCUGAGAGAUUUGACACUGUGGAAAACAAAUGGGAGGAAAUCGCUGACAUGCGAGAAGAAAGAGGUAAUGCCUUUGGAGUGGUCAUGCAUGAGAAAAUCUUUGUCGCUGGUGGAUCGCAUAGAGAGAGAAAUUCAGUGUUGCAAACCUGUGAGGUGUAUAACAUCUCAACAAAUGAAUGGUACCUUACCGGAAGCUUGAUGGUUUCUCGCAAGGAAGGAAGUAUGGUUUGUCUGAAUGAAAAAUUGUACGUGUUGGGUGGAAGGAAUGACCGUAACGAGGCCGAACGGACGAUUGAAUGCUUUGAUCCUGAGGAGGGCAAAUGGAUCCACAAGACAAUCAUACCAGUAGAAAGGUUUGACAGAAGGAGUAACAUUUCAUUUACUGGCUGCGAACUGAAGCUUUCUAAGGGAGUACUGGACAAACUUAAAGUUAUCGGGGAGUAGUCUCUUAGACACUUAAUUUACGGAAUUAAUUUCAAUACGCUGGGAUUAUAAAUGGCACAAUAUGCUAUACUGACUUUAGUAUUUGUUACACAAAGUGAUGAACACAACAUAAAACCGCCAUGUUGUAAAUUCUAGUCUAAAUUCUAGUCAAUAUAAUCAAUAGGUUAAUUGUUACUAGUACCACCUUGACAACAUCACACUAUGAGGGGUAUCGAAUGGUCCCACUAAAUUUAAAAGUGCUCGCUAAAUUUGGCUUUUGCUCGAAUUGCUCGCAAAAAUUACAAGGGUGUUCUCUUGCUCAUGCUCGCAAUAUUUUUGCAACUGCUCGCAUGCCGCAUUCUCGUUAACAUGUGCUCGCGGAUUGCUCAAAAUUUCGUUAAUCCUGCUUUGUAGUUAUUUUUUAUUCAUACAUAAACGAUAAAUCAGUUGUGAUACUGUUACAACAAAAAGGUUGAAAAAUCCUUACCUUACAGUUCAGCCCGUAACUGUUUUGGAGGCGCUGUAUGUAUUAUCGGGGAAACGCACGAAGCUUCACGACAAUCAUUUCGUUUAUUGGUUUAUUCUUUAUCAUAUUUCAUCAUCGCAAGCUUUCUGCUUGAGAGGGGUUUAGUUCCGCAGUUCAAAUAUGUGAUCUUUCAUUUAUUCACUUCUUUCUUCACCAUCCAAGGGUAUAUUACGAACUCACAACGUAACCAGUUCCCAGUUGGCUUGAUAGCGCAGUUAGUAGGGUACUGCACCGGUAUUGCAGAGGUCAUGGGUUAUGAUCCCGUUCAGGCCUGAAUCUUUUUCAGGGUUUAAUUUCACAACUACUUAAGUUGUGUGUUUAACUGCAAUAUAUAAUCAAUCGUGUUCAUAGAAGUAGUGUCAUACAUACAUACAUACAUACAUACAUACAAACAUACAUACAUACAUACAAACAUACAUACAU
Messenger RNA from Stylophora pistillata, 2708 nucleotides. RefSeq names its product kelch-like protein 24. Lineage: Eukaryota; Metazoa; Cnidaria; Anthozoa; Scleractinia; Pocilloporidae. The record is from RefSeq and is a predicted model, not a curated record.